CGCUCCGCGCUGGGGCGGCGGCGGCAGCGGCGGCGCGCAGGGCGGGGUCGCGCCUCCUCCCGCGUCUCCUGUUUCAGCCGCUGCUACAGGGGCACCCAAGAUGGAAAUCCAGGGGCUGCUCGCGGCCCAGACCCCGCGCGGGAACCAACAUGGCGGCGGUAGCCGCGGCGGCGCCGCUUGUCCCCGGGUGUCCCCGCCGCCGCCACCGCCUGCGGCCUCCGGAGCCUGCGGAGGGCCCGGCCCGCCGGCCGCCUCGGUACCCGCGCGGCGCCGCCUGCUCCUCCGGGGCCCUGAAGAUGGCGGGCAGCUACUGCGGCGAGAGAAGCUACUGCCGCCGCAGCCCGGGGAGGCCUCCGUCGCCGCCGACCUAAGCCUCCCGCUGCUGCUGCUGGAUGAGAAGCCACCGCCGCCGCAGCAGCCCACUUCAGCAGCCUCGGGCCCGGCGGUCGACGCGGCCUCCUCCCCGCAGCCUCCGCUCCUAGCGCCCGAGGGUGGCGGCGGCGGCGGGGGGGAUUCCUUCCUGGUGGUGUUCAAUGUGGGGCGGGGAGCCGAGACGGAGGCCGGGGUGGUCAAGCCGAGGCCCGGACCGGCGGCGGCGUCGCUGAAGGAUGAGGGCAGCGCAGAGGAGGGCACCAGCGGCGCGAGCCCGGCCCCCCGCGCACCCGUUCGGCCCCGCGAGCAGUCCCCGGCCUCCGCUCCCUGCGGGCCGCCAGCCCCAGCUGCUGCCUUCGCGGGCACCAUCACCAUCAACAACCAGAACCUCAUCGUGCGCAUCGAGAAUGGUUUCCUGACGCUGGCGGCACCGCUGGCCGCGGAACCCAGCGCGGCCAAGGCCGGUCCGCAGCCCCCAGGCCCACCGCCGCCCCCGUCCGACGAGUUGCCGCAGCCCCCGGGCGCCGCCGGUCCCGCGCUCUGCCCCGCCGACUCUGCCGACCUGACCCUAGUCGACCCCAUGGCCAGCUUUCUGCUGGCCGAACCCUCGGCCAAGGGCCCCGCACCACCGCCGCUACCUCCACCCUCGCUGCCGCCGGGAGCCGAGAGUGGCUGCGGCUCCGGGCCGGGCGGAGGCGGUGCUGGCGGCAGCAGCACGGGCGUCGUGCUGGUCUACCACUGCCCCGAACCCGAGUGCCCGCAGACUUUCCCCAAGAAGCACCAGCUGAAGCUGCAUCUGCUUUCGCAUAGCAGUACGCAGGGCCAACGGCCCUUCAAGUGCCCACUGGACGGUUGCGGCUGGUCCUUCACCACGUCCUACAAGCUCAAGCGGCACCUUCAGUCUCACGACAAGCUACGGCCCUUCAGCUGCCCCGCGGGCGGCUGUGGCAAGAGGUUUACCACGGUCUACAAUCUGAAGGCGCACAUGAAGGGCCACGAGCAAGAGAACACGUUCAAGUGCGAGGUGUGCGCUGAGCGCUUUCCCACGCACGCCAAGCUGGCCGCGCACCAGCGCAGCCACUUCGAGCCCGAGAGGCCCUACAAGUGCGAGUUCCCCGGUUGUGAGAAGACAUUUAUCACAGUAAGUGCUUUAUUUUCCCACAAUCGAGCCCACUUCAGAGAACAAGAACUCUUUUCCUGCUCAUUUCCUGGAUGCAACAAACAGUACGACAAAGCCUGUCGCCUGAAGAUUCAUCUGAGGAGUCACACAGGUGAAAGACCUUUCAUCUGUGACUCAGAUGGUUGUGGCUGGUCCUUUACCAGCAUGUCCAAACUCCUUCGGCACAAAAGGAAACAUGAAGAUGACCGGAGGUUUACUUGUCCUGUAGAAGGCUGUGGUAAAUCAUUUACGAGAGCAGAACAUUUGAAAGGCCAUAGUGUGACCCACCUGGGCACAAAGCCAUUUGAGUGUCCAGUUGAAGGUUGCUGUGCUCGGUUUUCUGCUCGGAGCAGUUUAUACAUUCACUCAAAGAAACACCUUCAGGAUGUGGAUGCUCUGAGAAGCCGUUGCCCUGUAUCAAGCUGUAAUAAGCUGUUCACAUCCAAGCAUAGUAUGAAGUCUCACAUGGCCAAGCAGCAUAACUUUAGUUCAGACCUCUUAAGCCAACUUGAAGCGACAAGUUUUCUUACACCUAGCAGUGAACUUACCAGCCCAGGACAGAGCGAUCUUAGCAAUAUAGACCUAGUUUCUCUCUUCUCUAAUGUGUCCAGUAACAAUUCUGCAAUUACAACAGACAUGGCAUUGGUGAACUCUGGAAUUUUGACUAUAGAUGUUGCUUCGGUGAGCUCAACUCUUGGGGGGAACCUUUCUGUUAAUAAUACUAACUCCUUGGGCCAGGCUAUGGAUCCAUUGAUACUGGUGGCCAGCAGUGACAUGCCCCACAGCCUCGAUAGCUCUCUGUUGCUGGGCACAACUGCUACAGUUUUACAACAAAGCACUUUAAAUUUGGAUGAUGUCCAGACUGUAAACGCAGAAGCCCUGGGGUCCCUAGCGUCUCUGUCUGUGAAGAACUCUAGUCAAGAUCUCCAUGCUCUGACAUCUAGCAAUAACCUGACCAUAGAGCCAGCCACUCUGACUCCGUCCAGCAGCCUAACUGGGAGCAGCGUUCCCAGCCUACUGACGCCAACCAAAACGGAACGGGAUUUACUUCCCAGCUCAGACAUUGUUGGACAGCAGGAAGGAAGCAAAGUCGUGACUCAGUUUGUCUUCUCCAAUCCAGCGGCUGGCUAUAGUGCUCAGAAAGACAUGGAUCUCAGCACAGUGCCUGCAAGCUCCUUCUUGGAAAGUGGGGGCUCAGCAAGAACUGAUUACCGAGCCAUUCAGCUAGUCAAGAAAAAAAAAGAGAAAGGGCCGGGCAGCAGCACAGGGUCAUCAGGAUCUACUCAAAGGAAAUUAAAAGGUGGCAAAGUGAGUCCGACUAAUUUCUCCACAAGUCCUAGCAGUCGAUUAUGUGGGAAUAUUGUAGUGCCAAAUGGAGGCUUAACAGUACGAGAUCCGGCAACUGGAGCUCAGUUUGUUCAGAUUCAGUUAUUGCAGGAUGAUCCCCCUGGAGAUGGAGACCUGCCAUUUCAGCUCAGUUCUCAGUCUUCCACACCACAUUCUCAGCUUACUGUGGAUUUACCAGUCCAUAUACUUCAGGAGCCACACACUUCAACUGAGGAUGAUGCUGGUUCUGAUAAUUCCCAGUUCACAGGAAGCACGAUAAACUUACAGGACCUGGAAUGAGACUGUUCAUACUGCUUUGCGGGGUGGGGAUGCAAAGAGUGCAAUCAUGCUAUGGAAAAUGGAAAAGAUGUUUCCAGAGCUUAAUUUAAUUUUUUUUAAUGUGAAAAAAUUGGAGCUGAUGUAUCUUGUUUUAUGGUUCCACACGGAGACUUUCUUUAAAGGAUUCCUUGACUUAUCGAUAAAUAUUGUUUGCCUUCUGCUUGAUCUGUUAGGAAAAGGUCUCUCAGCUGGGGUUGUAGGAAGCUGCCUUGCAAGAGAGAAGGACAGCGAUAAAGCAAGCACUUUGAUCCGCUCAAUCACACCACUCCGUUUGUGACUGCCUCUCCAUUGUGGGACCUGAACCACCAGCCAUUUACUCCAUUAAAAAGUGACAGCUCCUGUGAGGGCUCGGGUCAGCUGGUCUGAGCACUGAGAUUAGAAGGGGAGAAAGCACAAGACGUUCUUGAGAGAAGACACAUCACAGGCCUCAGACCCGAGUCUUCCCAGAACUUGUCAGGCGGGCUGGAUGCCCCUGGGCCAGUCCUGCUCCAGGUGCCUGGAGAGGCUGUGGAAGCCUUACUCAGAGGAGGAAGCAGGCUUAGAGAGGUCUAGGGCCCUGCUCAGGAAUUGUACAGCUAGUGCCCAUGGCAGGAUAUGAACCUGUGUCUUCCUGAUUCCAAAUCCAGCCCUCUAUCCGCUAGGCUGCACUGCCUAUGUUCCAUACAGCAUGUUUUACUGUAGUUCAAGGCAGCAAUGCAGUCAUACAGAAGGGAAUGGGUGAACCCAGAUAUUGGGACACGAAGGAUCCCAGAGGGCUGGGUGGAAGGGGAGGCCAUGUCAAACCCUUGCCUGUGAUCAGAAGGAGGUUGUGAUGUGCAGUGAUCUCGGCCCCCAGACCCCAGGAGAUGAGGGCUUCAGUGUGCCCGAGAGCAGGAAGGGAGCCAAUAGUGCACACCUUGGAGUAUGCCGCUGGCCAUCCUGGUUUCAUACCCCACAUAAAAUUUUGGCCAUAGAGUUAACCUUUUAAAACAUUACAUUUUGCAUUUGUGUAUUUACAUUUAUUGGUCACUUGAUAGUUUGGAAAGUGUGUACUGACUGCCUAUAAAAUUAUGUAUAGGACUUGAAUAUGGUAUGCGGCUGGUGUACCUUUUUUGUGGUGAGGUCUCCAAUGUUCUUUGUAUAAUAUGUAUAAAUGGAUCUUUUUUACAAAGGAAGCUGUGCCAUGCAAAGGGCUUGCGUUUGUAACCUUGCACAUAUUUAUUUGUUAUUUACAGUUCUGGAAUUCACACAGGGUCAUUCAGAAAUGCUUUUUUUUCUUGUGCCUUUGGAAGUCUAUGCUUGUGUAAGAUGCUGUUUUGUUUCUGGGACCUGAAAGGAAUACAGAUUACUCCUGCUCUGCAUUUCUUGAAUUUGUAGACUUUUGCUUCUUGGAGCAAUUCCAGCAAACCACUGCGACCCCGACUGCCCUGCUGUUGGCGCUAUCCAGCCCCCUCUGAGCCAGUUGUAGGUGGGGACCAUGGCUCUCAUGUGCCCGCCUUCAUCGAAUUGCAUGUUGCCUCCCUGGCCGCCUGCCCACUCGGCAGGCGUGGUUCUGGCAGGAGAAGGUCCCCAUCCGUCCCCUCCAGGAGCCCAGCUCCUUCCCACCCCAUGGGGCGCUUCCACCUGGGAGGUUUUUGGCUUCAACAUGGAAUAACCCAGGACGUGCCCUGACUAGCAGUUGGGCUUUUCUUGGCUUUGAGGUUCAUUGCUGGCAAUGGACGUGAUCCCAAAUGCAGAUGAAUAAUAAAGCUUUUUUUAUGGUCUUA
Messenger RNA from Monodelphis domestica (gray short-tailed opossum), 4941 nucleotides. RefSeq names its product ZXD family zinc finger C (gene ZXDC). Gene Ontology annotation, biological process: regulation of transcription by RNA polymerase II. The record is from RefSeq and is a predicted model, not a curated record. NCBI's taxonomy places the organism in Eukaryota, Metazoa, Chordata, Mammalia, Didelphimorphia, Didelphidae. Gene Ontology annotation, molecular function: transcription coregulator activity. Gene Ontology annotation, cellular component: nucleus.